AUGACAAUACAGCAGUCGGCGCUCGGUCUCGAUCUGGGCGCAAGCCCAUCUCACACAUCUUACCCCUCCCAACCCGCCCAUCCUGCCCAUCCCUCCCAUCCCAGAAUCCCCCGCUCCGUCUCUUCCCCCAUCACGACCACCGUCCCCUUCCCCCCCGACCCCGUCCUCGUCGACCCCACCGGCUCGCCGCGAGUCAGUGUCCGCGCCCUCGCAACAGACUAUGAAGAACGCGACCGUACAUUGGAAGACGAAGUCGCGCGCGAGCGUCAACACUCCCACGGACCAUGUGCGACUCCCGCACCCCUCUUUUCGCACUCACACUCACCAUCACCAUACACUCCAAAGGUCCAGCUCGCCGACUUUCCGCGCAUCCACGAGCCGGAAUUUGACCCCUCGACCUCGCCAUACAGCCGCAAGAGGUUUGCGCAUUCCGAGCUGCUGGGCAAAUUCGUCGAGAGCGUAGUCGACCUCUCGGCAGCAAUUGAGCCUCGGGUGCGCAAAAUGUCUAGUGGGGAGGGAAGGCGACGCAAGUUUUCCAUCGGGAGGAAGAAGACGCCAGUGACCCCGCCAGCCGCAUCUACCCCCAACCUCCAACUGCAUGCUCUUCAAAACUCCAACGAGCGGGCGGCGAGCAGCACGUUGCACCUCCCCUCCUUUCUGUCGCCCCAGAAGGAGAGGGAGGGGGAAAUGAAGCGUUCUUUUUCCAUUGGUAAGGGACUGCGCGCACUUCGAAACAAGACGAGCCGCCAAGUCACGCCCGAAAAGUCGCAGCCAGAACCUGCAAGUCCCUCGCGCAGGAUGAGCGCGUACGAUUUCCUCACCGAAUCCCCGACAUCCCCGUCCACCCCGUCCACCCCGUCGCCCUCCUCAACACCCUCGGAUAAGGGCAAGAAGCGGCUCAGCCUCAAGCUCUUUGGGCGCAAGCUUGAACGUCGGCCGUCGACCCAAGUUAUUCGGCCCGGAACCGUUUCGUUGGCCGUCGCGGCUGUUGAGAAGCCAAAGGUUACUGAAUCUUUUGGUUCGAGUGGUGGUCAAAGCGUUUCGCCCCAAGUCUCGCCCCCCGUCACUCCAACAAAGGCGGUAUCUCCCGACGGACAAUCACCACCCAAACCGAUCGUAAACGCACUGUUUGACACUCCACUCGACGAGCAAGACGAACUAGACGAACCAGACUUCAACUCGACACAUUCCACUUCAACAUCAUCAGACGCACCAUUCUGUACCCCACUCGAAACACCUGGCGAGGACAUCGAGUUUGAGGUGCCCGAGAUGUCCUCGAUCUCUGUGCGCACGACGACCAGCGUCGUCGUAAACCCCGAAAAGAGGCGGCCCGAGUCGUCGUCCAGCCGGAGGUCCGAGUCGUCCAAGUCGUCCAAGUCGUCCAAGUCGUCCAGGUCGUCCAAGGCACCAUCUAUCAAGGACUCGCCAAAGGCGCCUUCCGUUAAGGACUCGCCUAAACCAAAGGCACCGUCCAUCAAGGACGCGGCAAGGCCCAAGACACCAUCAGUCAAGGACUCGCCACCAAAGCCCAAGGCGGUGACCAUUGGCUCUCCCAAGCCCAAGGCGGCAGUGGUUGAGCCCGCCAAGGCCGACUCGGACAAGGCGCCCUCUGUCAAGGAGUCGUCCAAGCCCAAGCCCGCGUCGGUCAAGGAAGAUCCCAAGCCCGUCACCAAGGCCGAGUCGCCCAAGCCCGCCAAAGCCGAAUCUCCCAAGCCUGCCAAGGCCGAGUCGGUCAAAGAGAAGGCCGAGUCUUCCAAGUCCGCAACCAAGGACCAGGCCGAGUCGCCCAAGCUCAAGGAGGUCAAGAACGACACUCCCAAGUUCGCCGAGUCGCCCAAGCACGCGUCGGUCAAGGAGAAGGUCGAGUCCGUCAAGGCUGCGUCAGAGGCAGGGUCCAGGGCGUCGUCGGAGCGGUCCGUGACCACAACAAAGGAGGUCACCAGGAAAACAAAGGAGAUCAGGGAGGUGACAAAGGAGGUCAUUCGCGAGUCGUCGUCGUCCAAAGCAGAGUCUGUCAAGACGUCCAAAUCUGUCAAGACUCCGUCUAUCAAGGAGGUGACACCAUCCAUCACCGAGGCUCCCAAGGCUCCAUCCGUCAAGACUCCCUCAGUCAAAGAGUCACCCAAGGCUCCAUCUGUUAAGGAAACUCCUGCCAAGGCUCCGUCAGUCAAGGAGUGCCCCGCCAAGCCUCCCUCGGUCAAGGAGACGCCCAAAGCUCCCUCGGUCAAAGAGGCCCCUCCCAAGGCUCCCUCGGUCAAGGAGACUCCCGCGCCGGAGACUCCCGCGCCCAAGCCUCUCCCGAUGCCCAAGGUGGCGCCGGCCGCCACCCCCGCCUCGCCUGCCUGCGGCGACCCCGCCAAGGCUGGUAGCGUCAAGGCUCCCUCCGUCAAGGCUGCUCCUGCCACCGUCUCCGCCCCUGCCCCCGCCCCCGCCCCUGCGCCGUCCAAGGUACCGAAGCCCGUUGGGCCCAAGGAGGCGCCGAAGCCCUGUGUCGCCGUGGCUGUGGCUCAAGCCCCAGCCCCAGCCCCAGCCCCAGCCCCAGCCCCAGCCAAACCAGCAACGCCAGCAACCGUCUGCGCCCACGCCCCGUCUCCCCCAGUAUGUAUGGUCGAGGCGAUACCGUCUGCGCCGAUCAUUGCGUCCUUCCCCGUCCCGCCGUUCAUCCCCAAGCGGCCAUCGGACAUUACGAAGCGCGUGACGGUUGAGCUCUCGAUUCCGCACGGCACGUCCGCAUCCGACGUCGAGCGGAUAAUGCUCGCAAGUGCGCGUGCUGAGCGUGCGCGUUCUGAGGGGUCUGUCAAGGCCGAAGAGAAGGACAAGGACAAGGAGGAGGAGAAGAAGGAAGAGCCCGGAACCAAGGCCGGCAUGGCGCCAAUCGCCAUGGUCGACUACAAGUCUUUUACUCCUCCGUCACCCAAGAGACGCAGUCGCCUCCCCACCCCAACAAAAUGCACGCCGCCCGGCUCGCCCACUCCCGCCGCACGCGCCGUUCCGGGCCCACCUCGUCCCCUUCCCAGUCCACCCACGCCCGCGCGACAGACCGCGGCAGGGCCACCUGUGGCCCAGACACCGACGCCGACGCCAGCCCAGAAGGCCUCCCCCGGCCCGCCCAAGAAGGAUACCCCGGCAGCGAAGACGAGCCCCGGCCCUCCUGUCAAGGUCGAGGUUGCGAAUGGGAGCAUCAACGUGACUGUUGGUGACGGCGGUAAGGGUAGGGGGAAGGAAAAGGCGCCCGCGCCGGCCCCUGCUCCCACCGCUCCGGUGGCAGCUCCAGCUCCAACGCCGGCCCCGCCGGCCCCCAAAGCCCGACAAGCUCCGCCCGUUCCGCCUGCUCCGAAGGCUCCUCCACCGCCGCCUGCUCCAGUCGCUGCCCCUGCUCCUGCUCCGGCCCCAUCAGCACCGGCUUCCGUCAAGGGUACCCAGAUCACCAUCGGCAAGGGCACGAUUACAGUAUCCAAGGAGGCACCAAAGGAGCCCGUGGCUGCGCCAGCGCCAGCGCCAGCACCCGCACCCACUCCGGCUCCUCCUGCGGCCGCCACGGCCGCCGCUCCUGCUCCUGCUCCAGCUCCUGCGCCAGUGGAGAAGGAGCCCGAGAUCACGAUCCGGGCGGGCAACGACACGAUCACCGUCUCGCAGAAGGCGCCUGAGCCUGAGCCUGCGCCUGCGCCAGCCCCGGUCCCAGCAUCUAUCCCUGUCGUCACACCUCCAGCUCCCACGCCGGAGGCCCAGAGGGUGUCCACGCCGCCACCAGCCGUGAGCAUCGUGAUAACCAUGGACAAGAAGGAGGAGGCCAAGAAGGAGGAGGCACCGACUGUGCCGGGGCCAGUGCCGGCAGAGAAGAAGGUUGUCGAGAAGGUUGAGAAGAAGGUCGAGAAGAAGGUCGAGAAGGUGGAGAAGGACUCGAAGAAGAAGGACUCGGACGCCGACUCGAUCCGCUCCAGAUCCUCCAAGUCGUCCAAGUCGUCCAAAUCCUCGAAAUCCUCCAACUCCAAGUCGUCCAAAUCAUCUAGGGACAAGAAGGACCGCAAACGGCGCGACUCGUCAUCCUCGGACGACUCGCGUCCCCGCCGCCACCGCCUCCCGUCCGACAUCGACGACCGCCGCCCCGUAUACCCCGGCACGUUCGUCCACCCGCUCGUGCCCAUGGCUCCGGCGCCCCUGGUUCCGCUGGCCGCCCGCCCGGCAUCAUACCUCCCCAUCAUGCCUGUGCGGUAUGCGCCGCCGCUCGCGCCGCUGGGCAUGGGCCUGCGGCCCGUGUUCCCCGGCGGCGUCGGCGUCGUGCCGGGAUACGGCUACGGGGGAGGUGUGCCGGGUGCGCCGUACUAUAUCCCGCAUCCGUAG
Messenger RNA from Cutaneotrichosporon cavernicola, 4341 nucleotides. RefSeq lists its product as uncharacterized. The transcript has a single exon. The record is from RefSeq and is a predicted model, not a curated record. Lineage: Eukaryota; Fungi; Basidiomycota; Tremellomycetes; Trichosporonales; Trichosporonaceae. The coding region runs from base 1 to 4341 and encodes 1446 amino acids.